GUCCCCACCCGACGGAACAGCCCAACAAACAGCAGCGCAACGCCAGCAACAAUGGUGAUUGGACACCAGCUAUCUCUCUCUCUCUUUCUCUCUCUCUUCAGCAGGGCUUGUCAAAGACUACUGUGGUACGUCGGGUGUGCGCGUCUUGCACUUUAUCAAGGUUGCUAUCUCUUCUUUGGGCCAGUGAAAAAGGCAUAUAUACCAUUUCUGAGAGCGGCGUUACUCAAUGAAGACCUGUUGCUGCUGUAUUGUUCUGUGAUCUGAUGUUCGUUCUAGCUUCAUGUCGAUAGAUGCAUAUUGUCUUCUUUUCCGCAACAAGAGACAAACAGAUGGCUGGGCCCAGGUCUCUAUUUAUUAUGAAUGCACUAGUGUG
Zychaea mexicana is the source of this 373-nucleotide messenger RNA. RefSeq lists its product as uncharacterized. The transcript is spliced from 2 exons. The record is from RefSeq and is a predicted model, not a curated record. Lineage: Eukaryota; Fungi; Mucoromycota; Mucoromycetes; Mucorales; Lichtheimiaceae. Bases 52 to 264 code for a protein of 70 amino acids.